This is a messenger RNA of Panicum virgatum (switchgrass), 936 nucleotides long. RefSeq lists its product as uncharacterized. The transcript has 5 exons. Bases 1 to 936 code for a protein of 311 amino acids. Lineage: Eukaryota; Viridiplantae; Streptophyta; Magnoliopsida; Poales; Poaceae. The record is from RefSeq and is a predicted model, not a curated record.
AUGAUAGAUUCCAAUGAGGGCCAAGGUGGGAAUGAUGCAUCCAUAAUAGAUGGUUGGAAAGGAUAUAAUAACACCAAUAGGCUUCAAGAUCAUGUCGGCAGCAAAUGCGAUAGAUUUCACAACACAGCUGUAAAAAGAUGUGACAAUUUGUUGAAGCCAGACCAGUCAAUUGGUGCUCAUUUCAACAAGCAAAGCAAUGCCACUAAAGAGAACUAUAUCAUUCGACUGACUACAUCUAUCAAAGUUGUUCGAUACUUGCUACAUCAAGGUUUAACUUUCCGUUGUCACGAUGAAUCACAAGAGUCUACAAAUAAGGGAAAUUUUUUAGAGUUGAUACAACUUCUGGCAGAAGAAAAUGACAAGGAACAAAUGGCAGUGGUUGUGUGGUAUGUUGACAAGCUUGGGGUCAUAAAGGAGAGACUGAUUGGAAUUGUUCAUGUGAAAGAGACGUCAGCUUCAUGUCUGAAAUCAAACAUAGAUAAUCUAUUUACUAAGUAUGGAUUGAGCUUAAAACAGGUGAGAGGACAAGGUUAUGAUGGAGCUAGCAACAUGAGAGAGUUCAAUGAUCGUUCUGAUGAGGUGAACUCUAAACUUCUUACCCAGAUCGCUUCUUUUAAUCCCAAGAAUUCUUUUGAUGCUUACAAAUUUGAGAGUUUGAUGGAGUUGGCUCAGUCAUACCCAAAAGAUUUUGAUUCAACACAACUAAAAGAUCUUGCACGUGAGCUUCCUAUUUACAUUGAUAAUGUGAGAGCUGAUGAAAGAUUUGCCAAGUUUAAUAGUAUUUCUGAGCUUGGUAGGAUGAUGGUGCAGACAACUAAACAUCUUUCUUUUCCUUUGGUAUCAUCUACUGAAGCUCGUACUUGUUCUUUCUAUUGCUACCGCAUCGAUGGAGAGGUGCUUUUCAGCGAUGAAAAUUGUGAAGACCGUACUGCGUAA